Messenger RNA from Zingiber officinale, 1628 nucleotides. Its product is annotated as short-chain dehydrogenase TIC 32, chloroplastic-like. Bases 42 to 1628 code for a protein of 528 amino acids. The transcript has 10 exons. Lineage: Eukaryota; Viridiplantae; Streptophyta; Magnoliopsida; Zingiberales; Zingiberaceae. The record is from RefSeq and is a predicted model, not a curated record.
UCUCUCCUCCUCCUCUGUCCGGCUCUCUCUUCUCCGGCGAGAUGGGAAACAUCCUGAGAGCCACCGACAACCCCGUGCCAAGUAUCUUCGGAUCGACCUCCACCGCCGAGCAGGUCACCGAAGGCAUUGACGCAUCCGGCCUCACCGUCAUCAUCACCGGCGGAAGCAGCGGGAUUGGAGCGGAGACUGCAAGAGUGAUGGCCCUCAGAGGUGCUCAUGUCAUCAUUGGUUCUAGGAACACGGCGGUGGGCCUGGCUGCCGAAAGUCUGAAGCAGAGUAUCCUACAGGACACUCCGUCUGCCAGAAUUGACAUUAUAUACCUCGAACUUAACUCACAAGAUUCUGUGCGAGACUUUACGGACGAAUUUCUUUCGAUGAAUCUACCUCUCAAUAUCUUGAUAAACAAUGCUUGUGUUAUGCGCUGCCCAUUCAAGCUUUCGGAGGACGGGAUAGAGAUGCAGUUUGCUACUAAUCAUAUCGGUCACUUUUUGUUGACAAAUCUCCUGCUUCCAAAAAUUAAAAGCACAGCAGCGGAAACAGGGAUUGAAGGUCGUAUCGUGAACUUAUCUUCUGCAGAUCACCUCACGACAUAUAGAGAAGGAAUAAGAUUCGACAAAAUCAACGACGAGGCUGCAUACAAUGAUAAAUUGGCAUAUGGACAGUCCAAAUUGGCAAACAUAUUGCACGCUAAUGAGCUCGCUAGGCGCUUAAAGGAAGAGGGUGCUAAUGUUACUGCAAAUUCUGUUGAUCCUGGACUUACUAAGACGUACUUAGGGAGACACUCAACUAUCUCCGCUGCCGAGAUAAGAGCUAUUACAACUUGCUUCUUGUGGAAGAAGAGUAUUCCUCAGGGAGCAGCGACUACUUGCUACGUCGCAUUGCAUCCGAGUGUGAAGGGAGUCAGUGGGAAAUAUUUUGCUGACUGCAACAUCGAGAAGACAUCCGCCCACGGUCGAAAUGAGAAAUUAGCAAGAAAGCUUUGGGCGUACAGCGAGGUUGUUACAGCAGAGAGCAUAUCCGGACAAGAAAAGGAAACAGACGGAUCAUACAUCAGGACAAAUCCAGCUGACACAGGCUACACAGCAGUAGAGUGGUCGCAGUCGGCCAGGGCAGGGUACUUCUGGGGCAUCUGGUCGGCCUUAGAAGUCAGGGCAGUCUUCCUCAUGACGUUUCCUGUCUCCUCAGCAGAAUCGGAAACAACAUGCCAGCGACAUUCACUAUUUCCGAUGUGGGUCCAGAGACCACAUCACCUCAGCCUUCUCUCUGGGAUAGUCAGUUUGCUAUUAUUGCAAACUGCCUGGGCAUUAGAGCCAAGAUUGUCCGCUGAGUCUCAGCAUAUUGCCUCCGGAGUUACUGUUCAGGGAGGACAACACAGUCAGUCAGGGACUCAGCGAGGAGGGCAGAGAGCCAAAUCUUCACGUCGUCAGCAGAUGUCCGCCCCCUUGCAGCAGCUGCAUAUGGCAUGCAUGGACAUGAGCACUCCGGCACCUUUAUGGUACCACAGAGUUCAGUUGUGGGACCCAGUAUCAGCUGCAGCCUCAGCCUUUAGCCUAGUAUUGGCAGCCCCAGCCACUGGUUCAGUACCAGACGCAGUCUCAGCUACUAGUACAGUAUCUGCCCAGAUGUAG